CCGAUCGGUGUGAUAUUCGCUGCCGGUCCGGAGCUGGAAGAAGAAAGAAGAAGAAGAAGAAGAAGGGCUUCACCACCACCAUCAUCAUACCCCCCAGCCGACAACUAUAAUCAAAAGGACAAUCUAGUAUUUUGACUACAGAAACGACGACGACAAAGGAUCACAACCGGUCACUCAUCAUGCGCGCCCUCUCACUCUCCCUCCCCCUCUCCCUCUCGCUGCUCGCCGCCAGCUCAACAGCGGCAACGACAUGCGCAAAGGGCCUCUACAUGGUCGUUGCCCGCGGCAGCGAGGAGCCCGCCGGCACGGGCGUGACGGGCAACCUCACGAGCCAAAUCGCCGCAAAGGUGCCCGGCAGCGAGGUCGUGGCGGUGGACUACCCGGCCAGCUUUGACGACUACGAGGAUUCCGAGGGCGACGGCGUCAAGGCGAUGCGGCAGCUGCUCAACAGCUACGCCGAGGCCUGUCCGGGAAACAAGAUUGCGGUGCUGGGAUACUCUCAGGGCGCCCAAGUCGCAACAGACACCAUCUGCGGCGGUGCCGGCGAUCCGUUUACCAGCGACAAGGGCAUGUCUGACGAUGUCAUGGACGACGUCGUUGCCGUGGCCAUUUUCGGAGACCCAACCCAUGUCGCCAACAUGACGUACGACCGAGGCACCAGCAUUCACAACGGGCUCUUCAACCGGAGCUCGUCCAGCAUCGAGGUCUGCAAGUCGUACGCCAGCCGCAUCGUCUCGUACUGCGACACGGGCGACAUCUACUGCGACGCCGGCAGCAACUCGACCGUUCACCACAUGUACAUCCAGCGCUACGGCGACGAAAUCGUCGACUUUGUCGUCAGCCAGUUUGAGAAGAGCACCAGCUCGGGAUCGGGGUCGGGUACUAAUGCCACCACGACCACGGCUCCGGCUCCCACCGUGUCUCCUACCACCACCAGCGGUGGCAACAGCACAGUGCCUACGCGAACCGGUGGCCCGACGACGAGUUCGACGCAAGGAUCGGGUGCGAGUGCUUUGACGAGCAGUUUGAUGCUGGGAGGUCUUUUGACGGUUUUGACGGCGGUGUCUCAGAUGCUGUGA
Trichoderma reesei QM6a is the source of this 1079-nucleotide messenger RNA. RefSeq names its product carbohydrate esterase (gene axe2). Lineage: Eukaryota; Fungi; Ascomycota; Sordariomycetes; Hypocreales; Hypocreaceae. The record is from RefSeq and is a predicted model, not a curated record. Gene Ontology annotation, molecular function: hydrolase activity. The coding region runs from base 180 to 1079 and encodes 299 amino acids. The transcript is spliced from 4 exons.